This is a messenger RNA of Penicillium macrosclerotiorum, 1953 nucleotides long. RefSeq lists its product as uncharacterized. Lineage: Eukaryota; Fungi; Ascomycota; Eurotiomycetes; Eurotiales; Aspergillaceae. The record is from RefSeq and is a predicted model, not a curated record. The transcript has a single exon. Bases 1 to 1953 code for a protein of 650 amino acids.
AUGGCCGUCCCGUCUACCUUUGAUGCGGUAAAGGCGCAUCUUGCCAAGGUUCAAGGCGAUCCUUCAACAGCCCUUGAUAUUGCACUCAUCGACCGGCUGAAGCUGCAGCUCGUCGAAAGCACUGACUCUGUUGUCCCCGCCACUCUCUUAUCACUGAUAUCAACCCUUCUGCCUGUCCUACAAGAGGACCCUACCCCUCUCACAACCCUCGCGAUAAAGGCCACCAGUUAUUUCAGCUUUACCGAGCUUCGUUCCGUUGAACCCCCCAUCAAUCUCAUCGCUGGCUUUAAGGCCCCAUCCGCGCCUGUCAACCUACUUGCUUUAUCACUUUUGGCGAAGGCAGGUCACGCAUCCAGUGAUGCUGCUAUAGUCGCUGGAGACCCCACUCUAGUUGCAUCCCUGAUCGAGUUAUGGCUAUCCACAUCUUCAACAGCGGUUGCACAAGCCGCUCUUGAUGCCCUGUGGGCGUUGUUGGAAGUCGACUCAGCGAGUCCCCUCGAAAACGGCGAAUAUGAUCAUGCGAGCGAGGAGGGACACGUCGGACAGGGCCUCAUGUGGAGGAGAGUGUUUACAGACAGAGAUGUUUACGGUCUUCUUUUCGGAUUGUGCAGCCUGAAAGAAGAUGCCCCCGGGACGUUGUCGAAGCGCGAACGGACCGUGGCCCAAGGCAGAUUGUUGGGCUUCUUGGUGAAGGCUGGUCAUCUACGCUGGGACAUCAUCUCAAAAUCUCAAGUUCCGGAGGUGGAGACAAGAUACGAGAGCCACAGUCUUCUUCACUUCGCGGCGUGCCAGAUGGUUGACCUCAGUGAUGUCUUAUUGCAUAUGACUCUUCUGAACUUUUAUCGGGAAUUGUUGGGAAUUGAUGCUCCAGGCCUGAUCGCUAGGAGCUGUAUGCAAUCUAGAUCAACCUUUUCUUCUCCCGCUCUCGAUUUUCUCAUUGCCGAAAAUCUGCAUUCGAAGGUGCUCCAGUAUUAUCUUGACGAGUCAACCUUGGAUUCGGUGGAUCUAGUCUACCUCUCUGGCCCGAUUAUGGCCUAUGUGUCUAAAUAUGCCGAGUUGUACCCUAAUCACCUUCUGCAGAACCCCUCAACUCUACUUGAUGCCAUUAUUGCACGCAUUACUCGGGCUCUUGCCAUUCCCUCCACACAAUGGGCACACGGGGAAACCCCGACGGGUCAUCUUGCAGUCUUGGCCGCCCUACCUCGAGUUUUACUCAUCGAAGCAGGCAAGCAUGGCGCAAACCCAGUGUUGCAUAUUCCUACCAGCCCGCCAAAUGGCGAAGCUCUGGAUAUUUUGGGCAAAAUUUUUCAUGGGCCUGCAAGAACUGGGAUACCUGACUCGAUGGAUCUGAACACCUCAGGUCAAACUCCAACUGAUUGGCACCAUGAAGCCGCUGCUGCGCGCAUUCUGUAUUUCCUCUAUAUCAACCACAACCCAAAUUUCUGGACAGACGUUGUGGCUGCUGCCGACCUCAUUGCUAUGAAAGACACUGCGCUAUCGGCAAUAGCAUUCAUGAAGGCCUUUGUCAUGUCAAAUUGGCAACCUCUCCCUCCCGCAUCACAUACUAUUAACACCUCAUCUAAGUAUCAGCUACCAUCCGAAGAAGGGCUUGGGUCACUUUCCCCUGCAUCGAGCGGGCUGCUUCCUCUGUCUGGUCCCUGGGCAGUUCUAACCCCGCCUGCCCUGACCACAUUGUUGCCUUACCUUUUCAAACCACCUCGAUCCUAUGCGGAAUUUGUAGGUGGUGGUGCUGGUGAUUCCCAAAAUGCAGUAUGGAAAGUAGCUACCUCCAAGCAUGAAGUUCUUGUGGCCCUCUAUAAUCGGCUCCGGGAAAUGGGUGGACAAAUGGAAGGAUUCGAGGAUAUCUUACGAACGCUACGGCAGCGUGUCAACGAAGGUCCCUUGGGUCCCAUGCGACAGGGUAACGCCCAAAUUGAAGCGGUCGGGCUCUGA